This is a messenger RNA of Eupeodes corollae, 1809 nucleotides long. RefSeq names its product tigger transposable element-derived protein 4-like. Gene Ontology annotation, cellular component: nucleus. Bases 868 to 1644 code for a protein of 258 amino acids. The record is from RefSeq and is a predicted model, not a curated record. Gene Ontology annotation, molecular function: DNA binding. Lineage: Eukaryota; Metazoa; Arthropoda; Insecta; Diptera; Syrphidae. The transcript has 2 exons.
CUCUAUAGCGAAAUUCUCUUUAUAAGGAACUAAUUUUGUGGCCCGAAAGCAAAAGUUGUUUCUUUAUAACGAAAUGUCAAUUUUCAAAUUUGAAAACAAAGUUUACUACGAUUUGUAUUCCUCAUUUUAAAAGGGAACUCCCCGUUUUGGGAAGAAUUUUCUUAAAGUGAAUGUGUGUAUGCAUGGAUGUGUUAUAGAAAUGUUACGCAUAUCAACAGGUCAAUUGUUCGAGUUGGCAUUUUUAGUUUGAGAAUUGUUGCCAAAAUGUCGAAGCGCAAAGCUAUUUCGCUAUCAGAGAAGUUAUCGAUGAUUGAAAAAGUUAAAAGGGGAGAAAAGAAAAAAGAUGUUGCAGACAAAUUUGGUGUAUCGUUUAGUACAUUGUCGACAAUUUUAAAAAACGAAUGCAAAAUUUUAAAGUUUGCCGAAGAAAGUUCAAACAGAAGCCAAAAAAAACUAAGAAGAACAAAAUACGGUAAUCUGGAUAAAGCAAUGUUAAAAUGGGUGCAGAUAAACAGGAAAAGGAAUUUACCAAUCUCGGGCUCUAUUAUCAAACAAAAAGCUAAAUUUUUUUCUGAAUCUUUGGGACAGCAUAAUUUUAAAGGCAGUACUGGAUGGCUGGAUAAAUUUAAAACACGGUAGGGCAUCAAACAAAAAACUCUAUGUGGGGAAGGGGCUCACGUAGACGAUGAAGUGUGCCAAAAUUGGAUUAAAAAUACGCUUCCAAAUUUACUGGACGGAUAUAGCCCUGAGAAUGUUUUUAACGUGGACGAAACGGGUCUUUUUUUUAAAAGUCUUCCUCAAAAAACACUUGCUUUAAAAAACGAAAAGUGUCACGGAGGAAAGAAAAGCAAGGAGAGAGUUACCUUAAUGGUUGGAUCAAAUAUGGCAGGUGAUGAAAAAUUGAAGCUUUUAGUGAUUGGGAAAAGUGCAAAGCCUCGUUGUUUUAAAGGAAUCCAGUCCUUGCCAGUUGAUUAUUUUAAUAAUAAAAACUCUUGGAUGACCGGUGAACUUUUCCAAAAAUGGAUAAUCAAAGAAGAUCAAAAAUUUUUGCGACAAGGACGCAAAGUUUUAUUUUUUCUUGAUAACUGUCAGGCGCACCCACCCAUGGUUCAGAUUUAUUUAAAGGCAAUAAAGUUGAAAUUUUUCCCACCGAAUACAACAACAAUACUCCAACCAAUGGAUCAAGGCGUGAUUCAAAAUUUAAAAGUCUACUAUCGUCACCGAUUCUUACAGAGAGUUCUUGAAGCUAUGGAUCAGGGACGAGAAUACAAAUCAAAUCUUUUGGAUGCCAUUACAGAUGUUUAUAAGGCUUGGUGCGUCGAUGUUAAAACAAGUACAAUUCGUAAUUGUUUUAACAAAGCUGGGUUUGGUGCUUUUGAUAAUUGGUCCGAUGAAGACUCAGUUCCAUUGUCAACAAUAAGAACAUUAAUAAUCGAGAACAACAGCAACUUUAACAGAGUUUUACCAAGUGAUGAUUAUCCUCUUACAUUUGACGAUUAUGUUGCAGUGGAUGCAAAUGUUGCUACCAUGGAGAUUCCUUCAGACGAAACAAUUUUGAAUGUUAUUACAUCUGAGGAUGAGGAAUCGGAGUCAUCAGAUGACAAUGCUGAAAUCGAAUUUAUUCGAAAAAAAACCCAACGAUAAUGAUAUGCGAUCUGCAUUUGAUAAUAUCCGAAGUUUUAUUGAAACAAGAGAUAAAACCUCAGAUGAUGCAUAUUUUCACCUUACUAAAUUGGAAGAUUUUUAUAAUAAAACAAAAAUCAAAGCUGUUCAUGUCCAAUCGAAAAUUGAUAUGUUUUUAAUUAAAAA